Phanerochaete carnosa HHB-10118-sp is the source of this 871-nucleotide messenger RNA. RefSeq lists its product as uncharacterized. The transcript is spliced from 9 exons. Lineage: Eukaryota; Fungi; Basidiomycota; Agaricomycetes; Polyporales; Phanerochaetaceae. Bases 43 to 795 code for a protein of 250 amino acids. The record is from RefSeq and is a predicted model, not a curated record.
ACCAAUCCAAACACUCUAUUGGUGAGAAGUCUUGUAAUCACGAUGACACAAGUGUUCAGGGACAUGCGGCUCUACGGUCAUAUUGCCGUCUUUUUGCUCGCGGUGACUGUCCUUGGCAUAGGCGCAGAUCUUGUCGGCACCCUUAGUUCCAAUUUCCAUCAUGAUUUCUCCAUAUUCUCCGUCGUUGUGUCGUCAUUAACAAUAGCUGCUUUCAUUAUACUAAACUAUUGGUCAUGCCCUUUGGUGGAGCUGAUCGUCCUAUUUGUGCUGGGUGUCCUAUGGUUAGCCACGGGAUCUUGGUCUGCGGAUAUUAUGGGCAGCAUACAAUGCGACGCCAUCAACAAAAGUCAGCGUAUCGCUACAAAAUCCGAGAGUAUGAGCGCUAGGAUAUGGUGCUACGAGAUGACCAUAAUCGAAGUAUUCUCUUGGAUGGAGUCUGCCCUCUUCGUGAUAUUCAUUUUGAUCCUCAUCACUUUGACAACUCGGGCAAAGGUUUUCGGUCGUUACCGCGCCUGGUCCGAACCCAUCCUCGAGCUACCAUGGUUUAGCGAGUAUCCGGCCUUUGGAGUGGGCGAGUCGGAAGCGGGUGAGAGCAUGGGUGGUGGAUCUGGGUAUUACUCUCCGAGAUCCGUGGCAGGUUACCCAACUGGAUUGCCGCCGCAGGCGUAUGGCAUGCCGCCACAGAUGGCGAACGGCGGAUACUACGUGCCUCAGCAACCUGGGCACUCGGUUGUCAUCAGACCUGGCAACAAUGAAAGGCCACCUAUCAUUGAGCAGGUACCGGCUCGAUAUUGAACGAUAGUAUGAUACGAAAGUAAUGAUACCAUGGAUGUGGUUUUAAACAAACGCUAUUAUGAAUGUACCUGACUGC